AUGGCCGCUCGGAAGCUCCAGCAGGAAGUCGACAAGUGCUUCAAAAAGGUCGACGAAGGCGUGGAGGAGUUUACAUCGAUCUACGCAAAGCUGCACGAGUCCACAAACCCCGCCCAGAAGGAGAAAUUGGAAGACAACCUAAAACGAGAGAUCAAGAAGCUGCAAAGGCUUCGCGAUCAAAUCAAGACAUGGGCGGCUAGCAAUGAUGUCAAGGAUAAGGGGCCGUUGAUGGACAAGCGGAAAUUGAUUGAGACUCAAAUGGAGAAGUUCAAGGCUGUGGAGAAAGCUAUGAAGACGAAAGCAUACUCGAAAGAAGGUCUAUCGGCAACAACAAAACUCGAUCCCAAAGAGCGUGCAAAGAUAGAAUGCUGCGAAUUCUUAAGAACCCAAGUCGACGAGCUAGAAACCCAAAUAGAGACACUCGAGGCUGAGGGCGAAGGGAUACAGGCCACCAUGAAGAAAGGCAAAAACCAAUCGUCAAAAGCAGAUCGAAUGGCCGAGAUCGAGCGCAUUACCGAACGACAUAAAUGGCAUCAAGGGAAACUCGAGCUGAUCAAACGUUCGUUGGAAAAUGGCGGGGUGGAAACAGAACAGAUCAAUUCCAUCAAGGACGACAUUAAGUUCUACGUCUCUGAUGGCAUGCAAGUGGAUUUUAUGGAGGACGAAGAGCUCUAUGACGAGCUCAAUCUUCAAGAAGAGGAGGACGCCUACGGUAUGAAUAAUGAUGACCGAGUAUCUUCCCAAGAUACACAAUCAGUACAAGAAGAAACACCCGAUCCAGAUGUUCGAUCGAAUAGUCUGUCAAAUGGAAAAUCAAAAACCGUGGCCACCGCUGAAGGUGCCACCUCUGCACGACGACCGUCCACCCAAUUGAAGAGCCCUCAACCAACUAUGGCAACCUUACAUACGCCAUUAAAUAGUAUUACCAACGCUGCAGUGAGCCAGAUGAAGCCUGCCCCAGUACCGACAAGAGCACCUGGGGAAACUCUUAAGUCCUUCUCUGCUGCAGCGGCGGCGGCGGCGAGUGAUAAAAAUACUCACGGAAUUGCUCCUUUACCCCCGCCUCCGGAAAGUGUCCCCCCUCCAAAUACGUCAAUAAGUCACCCCCCAUUACCUGCAUAUACUGGGCGAAAAGCAAGCUCUACUGCUUCGCCAAUUGCUGUCCAUGCUCAACCUGUCGCUACUCCUCAGACAUCUGCAUCAAGCCGGCCGUACCAAGUUCUGCCAGUGUCUCCGAAACUCCUGUCACUAGCCAGACAAAAUCUCCAACAUUGGGUCAAUCGAUCCAAGAGCACCGAGAUUGCCGAUUCUACCAGGGCGGGUCCCUCGCGAGUUGCGUCUAGUAGAAUUUCAUCUGCAGCAGAUGUAGGGGAAGGCCCGAGAGCUGGCCCGUCACAAUCAAACGGUAUUACAAAUGGCAACAAUGAUAGUGUUGCUCAGGAACACGAUGAAUCCAUAUAUCACCUACCCUCUGGGCUCCAGGAUCUCAUGCAAUCUCUCGAGUCCACAGAGAAGCGCGUCACAUCGCCGAACUCGCCUGCAACUCAAAGGAUGUUUGCAUCGUCACUAGCCAACAUCCCAGAUAUGGGUGACGUUGGCGCACCUAAGAACUACAAGCAGGACGAUCGGAUCACUACGCCUUCGUACUACCCUCAAGAAUUGGAUCCGGUCUUCGAUGAUCCUCGACUGUAUUCCCGCAUAGAUCCAGAUACGCUUUUCUACGUCUUUUACUAUAAACAAGGGACUUAUCAACAGUACCUGGCAGCCAAGGCACUCAAGGAUCAAAGUUGGAGAUUCCAUAAGCAAUAUCAAACCUGGUUCCAGAGGCAUGAGGAGCCGAAAACAAUCACGGAGGAGUUCGAGCAAGGAACAUAUCGUUUCUUUGAUUACGAGAGCACAUGGAUGAACCGAAGAAAGGCGGAUUUCAAGUUCGCAUACAAAUUCUUGGAGGACGAUGUAUAA
This is a messenger RNA of Lachnellula hyalina, 1962 nucleotides long. RefSeq names its product General negative regulator of transcription subunit (gene not3). Gene Ontology annotation, biological process: nuclear-transcribed mRNA poly(A) tail shortening; regulation of DNA-templated transcription. The coding region runs from base 1 to 1962 and encodes 653 amino acids. Gene Ontology annotation, cellular component: P-body; CCR4-NOT core complex; nucleus. The record is from RefSeq and is a predicted model, not a curated record. The transcript has 5 exons. NCBI's taxonomy places the organism in Eukaryota, Fungi, Ascomycota, Leotiomycetes, Helotiales, Lachnaceae.